Messenger RNA from Drosophila navojoa, 661 nucleotides. RefSeq names its product sensory neuron membrane protein 1-like. NCBI's taxonomy places the organism in Eukaryota, Metazoa, Arthropoda, Insecta, Diptera, Drosophilidae. The record is from RefSeq and is a predicted model, not a curated record.
CUUUCUUUAAAAAUUUAAUGCAUUAAAUACAAUUUACAGUUCCACCGCAUAUAAUCAAUAUACUAAUUACUUAAUAGAGGCUCUAAGAAAAUUAAUUAAAUGGGUCAACUGUUAAUUAGACGCAACUUAUUUAGUUUAUAUGAAAACUCAUAAUAACAAAAAAGUUUGAGGGUUACGAGGCUCUGCCAGGAGUUGGAGCGAUUAAAAAUUGAUGAAAGUCACAUUAGAAAUUCCCAAAUUAUGCCACACGAAAUGCCUUAAAUGGGGGCAAUACGAAAAUAAACAGCUCAAAAGUGUUUCAGCAGUCGAGGUGAAAAUGUACCUUAAGGUUAUGAUAGUGUCCUUCGUGAUAGUACUGCUGGGAGCACUCAUUGGAUUUCUAGCAUUUCCCAUGAUCUUCAAGCAGCUGAUCAAGCGAAGUGUUAAUCUGAAGCCUGGCAGUGAGACGCGUCAGCUGUGGGAGAAAAUGCCUUUUCCGCUCAGCUUUAAGAUUUACGUCUUCAAUGUCACCAAUUCAGUGAAUAUCGAGGCCGGUGGUAAGCCGCAGCUAGAGGAAGUGGGUCCCUUUGUCUAUGAGUAAGCAGCAGUUGCCCAAAAAGACAAAAUUUAGGAACAUUUCUUUCUAUAUAGCGAGUGGAAAGACAAAUAUGAUAUAGUGGAU